Molecule: messenger RNA, 21565 nt
Organism: Aedes albopictus (Asian tiger mosquito)
Lineage: Eukaryota; Metazoa; Arthropoda; Insecta; Diptera; Culicidae
Product: histone-lysine N-methyltransferase 2C-like
Exons: 18
Coding region: 819-20444 (6541 amino acids)
Biological process (GO): positive regulation of transcription by RNA polymerase II
Cellular component (GO): MLL3/4 complex; nucleus
Molecular function (GO): histone binding; transcription coactivator activity; histone H3K4 methyltransferase activity
Source: RefSeq, a predicted model, not a curated record
CUGCUGCUGGUGUGUGUUGUCAUUAAAGUGAUUAUUUUCCCCGAAAACGACUGUGCUGUGGUUCCGCAACAAUUUCGUUCGAGAAAUGGGCAGUAAAUCCGUGCGAAAUAUGUAGCCAAAAUACGUGCAUUCCGUGCCGUCGGUGCCCCGCUCGUGUUUGGUGUUAUUUGUGACCCGGGACCGGACCGUUUCGGGGUGAAAAAUUCAUUUUGAAAAUCGCAGUGAAACCAGUGAAAAAAUCUCCCAAUCAACAAUGGCGGCGACCAUCUUCUUCUUGCCGCAGCCGUGGUCGUGGUUGUUGCAGAAGCAGCAGCAGCAGCAAAAGUGGUCUCCCGUCGUCGUCCGAAACGAAGCCGCGGUCGUCAGCAGUGGACGCACACUGGAUUUCGGUGGUUGAUGCGGAGCUGCCGCCGGAUUUGCGGGAAUAAUCGUGAUUUUGUGGUUUCGUUGGGAGUGAAAAGAUAAACUAGACACUGGGAUCACUACUAAAUCCCGUGUGAGUGGGUUCAGCAGGAAAGACGACUGCUUUAGCUAGACUGGAAGUCAGUGGAAGUAAGCUCCCCCUAAGUGUCCGUGCGCGGCUGAAGAAAUAAGGGACGAAUUUGUCCCCAUAUUCCAGAGUGAAGAACGUAUUUUACGUGAAAAGUUUGAUUGUGCAUUUGAAAACCGUACUUUGUUUACAUUCUGCUGUGGAAAUCGUGAAGAAGAGCCAUUAUUUUCCGUUCUGUUGUGCAUACAGUGAAGAGUGUGUGGGAGACCGCUGUGUAGAAAGAUCAGAAAAGAAGGUAACGUAAAGAUUGCGUGAAUUAGGAAUACCUAUGGAUCCGGAGCAGAUUACGAUCGAUGAGGAUUUUGAUGAUGGGUCUACUGAUGGAGGCUAUGGAGAGUACGAUUUUAUGCAACAGGAUCAGGAUGUUCUGUCGGUUACAGCAACGCCAUUAGAUGCUAUUUUGGAUCCAACUACUACACCAAACGCUUGUCAAACGCCCUUGAUUGGCGAAUCUCUGGAGCUGCCGCUUCAGCUUACAGCCGCCAAUAGUAGCGAUAUUCAGCAGCUUCAAAAGCAACAGCAAUCUCAACAGGAAUCAUCCGUUCCGCUAGUGCGACCAAUUACGAUCCCCUUAACUGGGCGGUUUGGUCUCGGUGGAGGUAAACCGUCGGCUGCGGCACUUCGUCGAGGGCCUGGCCGACCAAAGAAGGAUUUUCUGCCGUUACUGAAAAUGUCGUCAAACCCAUCCGGUAGUGGCGGCAGUAGUGGAACCGGAGGAAACCCGGCGCUCUCCGGACCAACAUUGAAAUUCAGUGGAGGUGUGCUUACCGGGACCGGCUUGGAAGCGAAAGUCAUCAAAAGAUUUAAGAGUACUAAUGUAGUUCGUGGUAGUAUUCCUAAAAGGAAAACUGACACAACCUUGUCCGGUUUGGGAGGCGACGGAAUGUCCUCUUCCAGUGGUUUAACGCCGUUACUGUUGCCAUCCCCGGGAGAUGAGACUACCAGCACGGCCAACAGCUCGGUAGCGUCCACUCCCACGGCAGAGAUGGAAACCGAUCCGGCCCUGCUGAUGCCCGCACCGGAAGAAUCCCCGUACUUUCCGGAAAAAUAUCCGGGUAAGAUGUGCGCACUGUGCAAUCUGGGCGAACGCAGCCAAUUGGGCCAGGGUGAAAUGCUGCGUAUCGAGGUCAAGGAUGAUGCACAGGUGGCGGUAGCGGCUGCGAUGCAAUCCCAGGAAGAGAAAAGUCCAAUCGUGAGUCCCAGUGAGAGUCCAAAGACGGGCAUUGUGCUCGGAGUUCCACCACUGUUGAGCAGCAACAAGAGACAGAAGGGAUUGAACAAGUGCAAGAAUCCGGUGAUCACGGCAGAGUACGUGGAUGAGCUGGAGAAGAUAGGUCAUGCCGAACCGACAGAUUUCACCAGCAUCAAUGACAGCGGUUAUUUCUACAUUCAUCGAUCGUGUGCAAUCUGGUCGUUCGGUGUCGGUCGUGAUGCCAUCUCCGGAACAAUAAGCAAUUUGGAAGUGGUGGUUGCACAGAGCUUAAACAAAAAGUGCUACUUUUGUACAAGAUACGGCGCCAGUUUGUCGUGUAAGAUGUCGUGCCCGAAAUCGUUUCAUUUUCCGUGCAUAGCGGCAGCCGGUGGGUUCCAGGUGAUCCAAUCGUACAACUGCUUCUGCAAGGAACAUCUCGGACAAGUGCCUUUAGUGUGUUCGGACGACAUCAACUGCCGGCAGUGCUCGGGCCUGGGAGACGUCGGGAACCUGAUGAUGUGUUCGAUCUGCGGCGACCAUUACCACGGGAAGUGCGUCGGGUUGGCCCAGUUGCCGGGGGUGCGGGCCGGUUGGCAGUGUUCUUCGUGUAAAAAGUGCCAGAUUUGUCGUGUGCCUGACUCGAGCGAGGGUCGAACCGUGGGCUGCGAGCAGUGUGAUAAAAUUUACCACGCCAGCUGCUUGCGACCGGUGAUGACAUCCAUUCCAAAGUACGGGUGGAAGUGCAAAUGUUGUCGAGUGUGUUCGGAUUGUGGAUCGAGGACACCUGGCGCGGGAGCAUCAUCACGAUGGCAUGCCCACUAUACAGUUUGUGACUCGUGUUAUCAGCAAAGGAACAAGGGAUUCUCAUGUCCGAUUUGCCAUCGAGCCUACAGAGCAGCAGCUCAUCGGGAAAUGGUCAAAUGUAGCGGGUGCAAUAAGUUUGUGCAUAGCACGUGCGAUCCAGAGGCAGAGCUGACGGUUUACCAUGCAAAAAAGGAGAACAACCCGGAUUACGAGUACUUGUGCAGCCCGUGCAAAGCGACUCUGCACACGGGGCGAUUUGCGGCUAUGAGGAGAACCAGCAGUAUUGAUGAUGACAGCAUGUCUGCAUCAAUGGAAAGUUUGGAACAAGUAGACCCAUUGGAACUGGAUCCGGAACCAAGGGAACGGAUUACCACCGGUGAUAUAGGUUUGGGCAAAGGAAAGCCCUAUGUGGCCAGCAAAAUUGCUAAAAAGAGACUCGGAUUGUCGUUGAGCGGAAGCUCCAGGCCAAAAGGAACCGGAAAAGGAUUUCAGAAGAAGUCCCGCUUGGCGGACUUUAGUCGAAAACGUGGACCCAAAGCUAAGAUGCGUGGAAUAUUUGGCGUCCCUGGUUUGGGAUUACAGCGCCCUACUGCCGACGUUUCCACUAGCAAAGCUUCAGAAGAAGAACCUGGUGGUGAUAACCGACUAGUGCUUUGCUCAGCCAAGGAUAAAUUCGUAUUAACACAAGACAUUUGUGUGAUGUGCGGAGCGAUUGGAACUGACCAAGAAGGUUGCUUGAUAGCUUGUACUCAAUGCGGCCAAUGUUACCAUCCCUACUGUACUAAUGUCAAGGUGACGAAAGUUAUCUUACAGAAAGGCUGGCGUUGUCUUGACUGUACCAUCUGUGAAGGGUGUGGUCAACGGAACGACGAAGGUAGGCUGAUUCUUUGCGAUGAUUGCGACAUUUCUUAUCACAUAUAUUGUAUGGAUCCUCCACUGGAGCAUGUUCCUCAGGGUAACUGGAAGUGCAAGUGGUGUGCUAUUUGCUUGAAAUGUGGAUCAAGUAAUCCCGGACACAACAGUAACUGGAUAAACAAUUACUCCGAGUGUGGCCCUUGUGCUAGUCAGGUGAACUGUCCCGUUUGUGCCGAAGGAUACGUUGAGGGGGAGUUGAUAAUCCAGUGUAACACAUGUGAACGAUGGCUGCACUGUGGAUGUGACCAGAUGAAAACCGAAAACGAUGCCGAGCGUUGCGCGGAAGAUGGUUACAACUGCGUUCUCUGCCGACCAUUUGAUCAACCACCUCCUCACUUAGUGCCCAAGAAAAAAACCCUACCCACGCCGAUUCCAACCCCAAAAUCAACUCCGAAAGCAGAAGAGAAAAUCAUUCCUCUCGCACUAGAAGGGAACCAUUACUUGGACGGAGUUUAUCUAAGCGAGCAUGGGCUUCACCAAAUAAAAUCUCUGCAGGCAGAAUUUGGAAAGCGCGGUAAACGGAAACCUAAGAUGCAGCUGGAACCUCCUUCCAAGGACAAAGACGAUGGCAUAAUGGCAGCAAUUGAGUCAGUCAUAGCCGGGAGUAGUCUGGACAAUUCCUUCGACGACGUCAAAGUCGAACCUUUGGACCCCAAAGAGGAAGCCGAAAUCUACAAAGAUGGUAUGGUUUGGAACGAUCCGACUCCACCGGAGGGAUUUGCCUUGUGCACCAAUGAGCAAGGUAUAGUGGUGUUGAGGAAAAAGAGGCAAAGAAAUCUGCAGAAAUUAGGCAUCGGAGGUUUCUUUGUGCGUAAUCGAGCCGUUCGAAUAAAGGAUGGAAAAGACGACGAUGAACUGGUCGAUGGACUUGUUCCGCAACUCGGUGAUGAGUCGGUUCCUGAAGUUAAACCCAAGAAGAAACCAAUAAGACGGAAGCAGAAAAAUAAGCUAAUUGAAAAUUAUCCUCAAAUUCUUCAGGAUGCCUUCUUUGGCAGAUCCUUGUUGAACUCUAAUGCGCCUCCUGUUAAAUUUGAAGUACAGGAAAGUGACGACGAGGUAAAAAGUGACGUCUCUGAAGAUAAAAUUAUCAAAUUGACUCCUGCUGAAUUGAAGUAUGUAGAAGAAAUGAAGAUCAAGGAACAGAAACUACUGCAGGAGCAAAAAGCUUUACAGCAGAGUAUGGAACAAGCUCAGUCGCAGGCCAACAAAGCACUACAAUCUGCCGGCGGGGGAAUGCCAGGUUCUGGAGACAACGGAGCUGGAGCGAUAAAAACCGAGGAAGACGAUAACAGUGAUUCGGAAGCGUUGAAGGACCUGGGUUUCCCGAACGAUUUGAUUGAAGAGGAUUUUGUUAACAGCAUCAUAAACAACGAUGAGGAGCUAACGAAGACGUCAGUGGCUCUCGAGGAACUGACAGCCGAUGGGGAACUUGGUGAUGGAUUGAACAAACCAUCCAAAAAUGAGUUGAACGACAUUCUAAGUUCGGAUUUCAAUCUGGACAAUUUGGACUGCAAAGACGUUGAGGAGAUUUUCAAAAAUGUUCUAACUGAUGAGUCGCAGGAAUCUCAAGAGUCGUUAUUCACAAACUCGAUGACUCCAUACACAUCGAGUACGUCCACUCCUUCACACAGCAUUGACGUGACGAAGAAAGUAGUACCGCAAAGAUAUCUUAACAAUCCCGUGCUGGGGCUACAGCAACAGCCCUCAACGCCCACAAGUCAGCCCAUGAUUGUGGACCCAACCUUGCAGGUCAAUAUGGGGAUGCAAUCGCCACAAACUCCACUGAUGAAUCAAAUGGGCAUGCAGUCGCCUCACAUUCAACAAUCGCCGCAGCAUCAACCUAUGGGAUCGAAUAUGAUGAUUCAACAGCCAUCGCCAUUACAGCAGCAACCGGGUACUCCUGGUACCCCGAUUCAGUCCCUAUCGGCGCCGACCACUCCGCAGCCACAUCUGCCGAUGAUUCCGUCCCAACAGCUGCAGCAACAAUCGGGCCAGAUGCAACUGCAACAGCCUCCACAGACAAUGAUUCUUAACCCUCAGCAGCAACAUGCUGGGCAACAACAGCAGCAGCAGCUUAACCGAGGGUAUUACACUAAUAAUUUCCUUCCGCAAAGGAACCAAUUCAGUAUGGGCGAUCCAAUGCAGCAACAGACGCAACAAAUCGUAACUCAGCAAGUCAUUCCAGGGGUGCUUCCCCCACAGCAGCAACAACCGCCACAAAUGCCACAAACCGUAGGGCCAGGGCCAGGACAGGGUCAGUGGGUCCCUGCUGGUCAACAAAUGCCGACAGGUCCGGGCAUGCCCAGUAUGCUAUCAUCUAUUCCAACUGGCCCACCAACUAUGGGACUUGGGCCAACGGGACCGGAAAUGACGGCCAGCAUGGGUGCAAUGGAUGAUAACAUGGGAGCGAUGCCCUCAGCUUCAGCCGCACAGAAAAUGUCCGAACGCAUGCGACUAGAUGAACCCCUCGGAGUGCUGGCCACCAUUUCAUCCGUUCUGUUCUGCAACACGGAGCACCCGGAACUGAAGCUGGAGUAUCCCAACUGGAGUGACCGGUGUAAACAGAUUUUCAAACGCUGGCGACUUUUAUCAACCGAACAGAAGCAGCCCUACCUGCAAAAAGCUCGGGAUAACCGAUCGGCCAUCCGGAUUAAGAAAUCACAACAGGUACCACAAAUGUCACCUAAAGACGGCAAUAGUAAUAGUUCAGGUCAAGUGAAUGUAGUUCCAUCACCUUCCUCAUCUUCAUCAUCACAACCACCAUCAUCAGUCGUCGUGCAACAGCAACAGCAGCAAAGUGGCGUAGCUGUAGACACAACGCUUUUGAUCGGUACUGCCGAUCCCUCGCAAAUGAUGACCUCGAGUAUCCAGCAGCAGCCACAACAUCUUCAGAUGCAACAACCCCAGAUGCAACUUCAGCAGCAACAGCAAGUGCUUAAACCAUUACAGCACCAUCAGCAGCAGCUAAUAGAGGUGCAAGGAAAUUCUUUGGACGAUGGAACGGAUAGUUUAGACGAGCUAACAACAGCAUCUAAUUCUAACGCUAUUAGUGCCCUUCUCGAUAGUAACACCAACCCCUCCUCUUCUAACGAUACUAAUACCAAUGCAUCCCUAGACUCUGUUAUUGGUGACGGUAGCAAGAAUGCCACUACAAGCACAUCCACCACUACUUGCACCGGUACUAUCAACACUAAUUCAUUACUGUCCAACAACACGCUAAGCGACAAUGCGACGUCGAAUGUUCUUUCCUGUAGCCAGGAUAAAUCGGCUCCAACCUCCAGCAAUAGUGCAGCAGACAAACCCAAUCUGCUGGUGGCGGCCAAUAUUGCAAACACUUUCAUAAACCUCUCGAACAUUAACCCGGGAGUUAGGAAUGAUUCCGAAUCGGAUCAAGCUCAACAACAGCAGCACCAAAAUUCGGUUUCGCAUUCAAAUGUCAACGUUGUGGUGAGCCAACCUGUGACCGCACAUGUUAUGAAGACUUUCACUAUCGGUACAAACCGAGGGAAUAUUUUCGUGCCCAACGUAAUUGCCACCAAUAUUUCUCCUCAUUUUACCGUUCAUCACCAUCAAUAUGGUCUAAGAAACGGCCCUGCACCAAAUGUGACAGUAAACCCUAAUGGAAAUUUCAACACCAACUCCAGCGCCGUUAUAAGACCAGGAUUCACUCACAUUAGACCAUUUUUGCCUCAAAGCUCAAACAUUAACUUUAACAUCAUUGGAAACAGUUCUACUAUUCAAUCCCCAAUAUUGGCUGCCUCAUUGCAAACGAUCAACAAAAUUGCCGCUCAACAACAGCAGCAGGCUCAACAUCCCGGCGUGCAACAUCCUUUGGUAAGAACGGGAGUUAAUAAAUUCAUAAACGUUGGCCCCGAUGGUUCGCAAAAAAUACUUCUUGCCACACCUGUACAGCACUUACAGGCCCAACAACAGGUUAUGCUGCCCAUAGAACGCCAGCAGGCGCCCGGCACCCCAAGUCCCGUCUACAGUCCACAACGCUCGCAAACGCCUUGUGUUUCUCGAUCUCUAACACCUCACCUACAAGCCAAUAUGGCGAACAAUGAUCAGCAAAUUCGGGUACUUACGCCAUCUGAAAUAAUGCGAACGCUUCCGUCCUUGGAUUCGGCCUCAUUCGAGAGUCACAUGUUGAACGAUUCCUUCGGCAAGUCGCAUUCACAAACACACACAAUCAUUGCCAACACACAAAACCUAAACAACACCAACAUGAGCAGCGUAACUCAUUCAAACAAUAACAACAAUAGUAUGGGUAGCGAUUCGAACAAUUGCAAUAUCAAUGAAUCUAGUGGUAGCGAAAGCUUCGAAAGUCUCGUCAACAACAGCAACCCGUUGCAGGAAUCGAGCAGCAAUGGGGGCAAUACUACCGGACCAGAUUACAGCGACACCAGUGGCUGCCUACUGGCCGCAGAUGCGGCUGCUUCCUACAACGGCGAACCCGGUUGUCCCUCAAAUCCAAUGACCACCAUCGACACCCCAUGCUCGCUAGGUGCCAAUACCAGUGCAACCUCCACCGCCACCAUUGUCACGAACACAACUAGUUAUUCCUCCUCUUCUGCUACCACUAGUGUUACUACCACUACCUCUACUACUACCACUACUACUACUACUGUUGUUACUACCACUUCUACUACCGCACCAGAAACGGACCAGGACAAGAUAAACUCCCAACAGAAAAGUAUGCGCGAGGCAGAACAGGAGCGCCAGUGGAAGCAACUGCAGCAGCAACGUGCUCGCGAGCAGCAAACGCAGCAGCAUAUGAUGAUGCCUGAUCAAAGAAUGCAAGACGCUUCUAUGCAACUGCAAGUUACCACUGACAGUGCUACCGGCAUGGGACCUAUGGCUAGCCCCUCGCCUACAUCUCGUAAUCAAUUUGUUUCACCGGUGAAUAAAAACCGUAUGGUUCCGGUAGGACAGAACACACCGUCUAGUCCGGUUCCAAACUUCCAGCACCCCGGUAUGGCCAAUCGGCCUAUGUCUGUCCCAAUGCAGCAACAGCGACCCGGUCUUCCCGGACAGCAACGACCCAAUCAAAGUCCAUUCUCUCCUCAAUCUCAGCCCCCACAGUCUCCGCUCGAUAUGCUACCAGAAUCUCCCGUCAGCCAGGGUGGAUUGGAUCCGUUUGCCAGACCACCCUCAGAAGGAGUGCCGGACAGUUACGUGCAUCAUUCGCCUCAAACACCACGCUCGGUUGGCCAUCAGAGUCCAAUUCAGACACCCAAUCGCAGCCCAGCCUAUUCCGGUCAGCCAAUGCCCAAUCCUCAGACUGCGAUGAGAAUUAAUCUGGAUACGCCGUACGCUCAGGCUCCCGGAACGCCGAGACCGCAAUUUGCUGGAAAUCAAGGCCGUCAAACGGUUUACGCGAGACCCGGUGAAAUGUUCAGCCCGGUUCAAAACUCUCCGUUCACUUCUCCUCGUCAGGAUGGAUUUAAUCAACCUGUACAGGAAGGUAAUCGACAAUUGCGAGAUUUGCUACAGAGACAGCAACUGCCCACCACCGGUCCAGGACAAGUGAUGGUACAACCUCAACAACCGACAUUACAGUCACCACAGCCGAUGCAACCGCAAUCUCCAUAUAUGGAAGAUCCGCAAGCAUCUGGACAACUACAACAAACUCCGCAACAACAGCAACAACAACAGCAGCAGCAACAACCCCAAUUGCAACAAAUGCCUAAUCAACAAUUACAAACAACUCCCAUGGACAAUGGAACAUUCCGGCAACCGUUGCCUCCGAACAUGAUGGCACGACCACGAAUGCCGGGGCCUGCUGGUGGAAUUCGACCACAAAAUCCCGGUAUGGUGCAAGGCCCCAACGGUCCUGUUAUCAGACAGCAGAUUAUCCGAACGGCAUCAGGAGGCCAAAUGUUGAUUACACAACCAAUGCCGCAACAACAAAUCAUGAGACAACGGAUGCAAUUACCAAACCGUCCGGAUGGGUCCUUUGUUGGUCAACUACAGCCUGGAGGCCACGUUCAAUCAAUGGGGCAACCUCAAAUUGGUCAAAUGCAGGGUGCAUUAACUUCUCAAACGGAUCAGCAAAAUAUUGCCUUACUGGCGCAGCGUUUGGCGGGAGAAGGUGACGCACAUGUGCCUGCAGCAAGUGGUGCUCCAGCUAAUUCGCCUGCUGUAGCGCAAGGAACUGCACAACAGACUCAACCGACAAGUGGUGGAGAAGGAGCUUCUGAAAUUCCGGAUAGCGUUUCGGCCGAACUGGAAAAGCUCGAACAGGAGGACAAUACAGGAAUUGGUGAAGUCGAGGGUGUUGGCGAUAUACUUGGUGGACUGGGCGAUGAUGAUGACGAGCUGCUUGACUCUUUGACGGCAGAAAUGGGAGCAGAUUUCAAUAUUUUGGAAUACGCUGAUCCUGAAUUGGACACAACUGAUGGAGAAAAGUCCAACUUGUUGGACAGCUUGGAAUUGGAUGAGCCUGAAGGGGAGAAAUCAGAGGACAAGGCAAAAUCUUGUACAACGGGAGACCCGAACAAACCGGAAACAAUGGAUACCGACGAAAAAGUUGAUGAUUCCAAGAUUCCACGAUCUACAACUAUAAUGCAGACCACCGUGAUGGCUGCUACUUCGUCAACGGUUGUUUCGCAACAACAGUUACCAACAGGAGUUAUGGUACAAAGUCAACAACAAAUGAUGCAUACUCAGCAGAUGCAAACAAUACAGCAACAACUGACGCUUCAGCAGCAACCCCAAGGCGUUGGACAACAACAGCCUACGCAGCUUCAGCAGUUGAUAAGCGGUGGCCAACCGAUGGGACCUCAAUCCCAAGGUCCACCACAGCAACUUCAACAACAACUGCUCGCUGGCCAGAUGAAGUCCGUACGACCCAACAUAUUAACACCUGCACAACUCCAACAAAUACAACAACAAAUGCAGCAACAGGUUCAACAAGCUGCAGCCAUGGGUAAGCCAAUGGCAGUUGGAACACGAUUGUUAUCCAAGGAAGGUGCUGUCGGAGUCGUUACUCCGAAUAACACUGUUUCUGUUAGCAUACGCACCGGGGCUUUGAAUGAUCCGCGUGGUCAGCAGUUGAAACUGGGCCAUCCGGCAGGAAUGGUUCAGCAGAAUCUGAUCCAAGGUCAACAGCAGACCAGAAUCGUGCAGCAAAUUCCAGGAAACCGUAUCAUACAAACCGUGGCCAAUCCCAAUCAACCGGGUCAAGCGCCGGUUGGUCAAUCGGUUUUGCACCAGCAACUUCAGCAACCAACUCAACAACCGGCGGGCGCCGUUCCGGUUAGCGUUCCGGGACAACCACCUCCACCGCCAUAUCCGGAACCGCCACCUCCCUAUCCAGGAAGCCAAUCUGGUGCUAUGCCGGGUGCCCCUGCUGUUAAUCAGCCGCCACCACAAUCUCAGUCACAACCGCAAUUGCAAACCCUGCCUUUGUCACAACCACCACCAUCACUACCGCCCAUGCCACCACCAACACCUCAACCACUCCCUUCUCUUCCUCCAAUGGGUUUCUCCUCGUUCGGAGCGUUGGACCAUCAGUCUCCAAUGAGUGGCCAGUUGCCAUCGAUGGAUCGCCACCACCAUCUGGCAGGAUCUCGCAAUGGCAACUUUGUUGGGCAAAGAAAUUACUAUUCGAGCGCCAGACGAUCGUUACUGCUGAAGGAGCAAAGACUGCUGUUGGAAGAUCUGCUGGAGCAGGAAAAACGAGAGCAGGCUGGUCAGCUGGCGGCGGCCAGUGGCGAUGGGAAUAAUCAGAACAUGCCACCUGGCAUUUUGUGCGAACAGGACUUUGAAACACUGUUGAAUAAUCAACAACAACAGCAGCAACAACAGGGCAUGCAACAACCAGGAAUGCGAUUAGUUCAGCAGAGCAUUAUCCAAAAUCAGCCGCCUGGUCAGGUUCCCACACAAAUACAACUCCAGCAGCAACAAGGUCUCCCUCAUCAGCAACAGCUGCAACAUCCACAACCGGGUCAAAUCCAAUCUCCAGUUGGAAGUGGUCCUGCAGGUCCGUUCAUUAUGCAACAGCAACGCAUCACAGCGCCUCAGUGGCGUUCCCAAACUCCAGUCCCUGGAGGAGCCGUGGCGAACUUGAUAAAUCCUUUGAACAAAGCAGCUGGCCCUAGCGGUACCCAACCGAUGGUGCAACCACAAAUGGAAGCAACCCACAAGCCUAUUCAAAUGUAUCAGGCAAAUCUGCAACCAGCACCGCCCGUUCCACCAGAGAAUAUAACCAACGAUCAAGAGCGACAAACGCAAAUCACCUACGAAAAUUGGAUGAAUCAGCAAAACAUUGCUCUCACCAAUCAGUUGAAACAUUACGAAACGGAGAUAGGGAAGUUGCGCAAGGUUAAAAAGCAGUUGAACACGAAACAACGUCAACUGAAGAAAGCGGGCAAUGAACUACCGGAAGGUGAUUUGAAGGAGUUAUCACAAGUUACUUCGGAUCAUGCAGUCAUACAGAAACAGUUGGACAAUGCCAGAAAGCAACAUCGCCAACAUACUGUCCUUAUGCAAGAGUACAAAACAAAACAACAAGCCAAAAUGCAGGCUAGUAUGCCAGCCGCACCCGGAAGUUCUCCCGCGCAGAUUGCGCCGCCAUCACCUUUGAUGUCUCCUUCACCGAGCUCGCAACAAACCUUGAUUCAUCAACCACCAGUACAAUCUCCUCUGAAUAACCCAAUUCUACAGCCAAGUCAGAGUCCAAUGCACUCUCCUGGCCCACUGAUGUCGCAAAGUCCAGGGCCGGGCAGUGUUAACUCCAUAAUGCAGAGCCCAAGUCAUCACACAAACUCAAACAGCGCUAUGUCUCCUUACAACACAAUGCAACAAUCGCCCCGGAUUGGUACGCCGCACUCGCAGGCCGCUGACGAAAACCCCUUCAGCCCGGGACCGUCGCCUUCUCCAUCCAUACCCGGAAGACUAACGUCGCCGGCACCGAGAAUGACAUCACCACAGCACCGGAUGUCCGGCCAGCAAAUGCCACCAGGACGCAUGGUCACCAGUCCUGGUGCUCAAUACGCCCAGCAAAACAUCAUAAUGCAGAAUCAGAUAAUGGGACAGCAGCAGACUCGCUUCGUGCGUCCACAGAUCAUUCCGAACGAUCCGAACGUGCGGAUGCGAGUAGCAAGUUCGCUUCAGCAACAGCAGCAACAACAACAGCAUCAGCAGCAAAUGAUGCAACAAAACCCCAACAUACGACAAAUGCAACCCGGUUACACUUCUCCACUUGGCAGCCCACAGCCAAUAAUGUCUCCCGGAACACCCCAACAACAACAACAGCAGCAGCAACAACAACAACAGCAGCAACAAAUUCAUCAGCAACAGUUGAUGCAACAACAAAGGUUGCAACAAAUGCAACAGCGUCAACAAAUGAUGCAAAUGCAGCAGCAGCAACAACAACAGAUUAUUCAGCAGCAAACUUCACAACUUCCGCAAAUGCUGCAACAACCACAGAUGCAAAUGUCACAACAACAGCAUAUUCAACAGCAAAUGAACCCGAUGCAACAACAGCAAGGCCAGCAGCAAAUCAAUUAUGCCAAGCAAAGUCCUGUUCAUCAACAGCCUCCGUCACCGUUGCUAAGUCAAGGUGGCAGAACUACCCCAUCUUCUUCCCCUAUGCCUCCAAGCCCCAUGUUGUACUAUCAGCAACAGCAGCAACAACAACAACAACCACAACAUCAACAACAACAAAUGAUUAGACGCCCACCAAGUGCCGGAUCUCAAGGUUUGGGCCCUAGUCCGGGACAAUUCAUCCAACAGGAAUCAAUGGAAGGGCCAAUAAACAUCGUUACCAGUGUUGCUAGCAAUAGUGGCAGCACCGGCGGCGGUGGAGGAGGGGGCAUCAACCAUCCAUCGAAUCCCAUUCCGAUAAUGCCUUGCUUCGGGAAGUACGGUUACAUAAAACUGGGACUUCGGGGAGGAUCUCCGAUGUGGGGCAAUGCAAGGGGUAAUCCGCCGCCCAAGGGUCCCAAUCCAAUCGGGCAUCUACAACAGCAACUACAAUCGGGAAAUAAAGCCCAUGGGCAGCAAAUGGCAGGAUCAUCUUCAGGUCCGGCGGGACCAUCGCUACAGCAACACCAGCAAAUGGAGGCAGCGAAAAAAGCUGCGAUGAUGCGCAAUAGGCUGACCAUUGUGCAGAAAACUAGUCAACCACAGCAGGGAAGCUCGGAGGAAAUCGUCGUGAUCGACAGCAGCCCGGAUGAGAAGCGGAGAAUGAUGGAUUAUGAUGAUGAAACCGAUAAACGAUUGGUGACCACGGAAGUGUCGUUAAGCUCAGUUGCUCAGCCAGCUGUGGAUGGAGAUGAGAUCAUAGAGCCGUUUGCCCACAGCAGAUACGAUAUAGGUGCUAGUCCAUUGGGAGCACAUAUUGAAGGAGGGGAAUACGAACUUUUCGGGCAGGAUGUAGUCACGCCGGCAAACAAAGACGGAGAAAAGAGUUUGACCGUGGAAGUCAUCAAGAGCAAUAUCUCGAAAGAAGGUGAACAUUCAAAUGCUGGAGUGGUAAUCAUAGACGGUGGGGACAAAACUGUACAAACUAAUGAACGUAAUAUCGCUACGACGGAGGAUUUUGAAGCUAUGAUAGAUAGCCGCCCUAAGGAUGCUGAUGGCAAACAAGACGAGGAGACCAAGGAUUCGACUAGCGAUGAACCGAUGAAGGCAGGCAUGAAAACUCCUACAAAAGACACCACAGUAAUAUCCGUAGGACUUCAACAAAGUCCAAAGCCGAUUACGUACCCCGGAAGAAUUGCUAUUCAAAAAACGAUCCUUCAAAAUCGUCCUCAAAUGGUUACGGCAGUCUCGGCUGCUCAUAAAAAGCUUGUGAAAGACGCGACCGAAAGUGCCAAGCUUUCUAUAGGCAAUACCACCAUAUCGGUACCAAUUUUGAAAAGCUUUCCGAUAGCGGCAACUCCUCCGAAAACUCCAACUGAAGGUGCACCUAGCCAAGCAAAAUCUGUUUUGCCAAGUCAGACAAAGAAGAUAAUCACAUCUACUGCUAUCUCGCUGAGCAACAUAUCUAAAAAUACGUCAGGGACUGUCAUCGCAGUGGCUGGACAAAAAAUCAACACCACAAGCAUAGUGCCACUUACUUCGUUGAAUCUUAAUCAAUCGUCCCCCUUCAUCACGAAGACCUUCGCCAGAACAGGCCCAAACGCACCGCAGCAUUCCCAAGGUCAACAUCAAACGACUUCGCAGAUAAAAAUUCAACAAAUUCCUCAGACUUCUGCGCAAGGGCCAAGUGUGCCACAAGCCCAUCCGUCUUCUGCUAUGGACAACCUAGUUGUCAAAGCAAAACCGAAUGUUCCAUCGCCCAGUAUGGGUUAUGCCAAAUUAUCUUCGCUGACGGUAACGCAAGAUACCUCCCUACCGACGAAGAUAUUCGAAGAUGAUUCCAUAUCGCCGGACAGUUCCAUUGGACAGGAAGAUUCCGAUCAGCUGGGAAUGGAAAAAGUUGAACCGACGAUAGACGAGGCUGCACGUGCCGAUGGUGCGGUAUCGGAAGUGGAUAACCAUCCGAUGGCUCCUCACGAAGGUUCGAAUGACUCCCAUUCCGGUGAGAUUAAGAAACAUGGCGUUAUUCCGGUCCAUGUCAUUUCCAAGUCACGAGAAAACUCAAAAAGCCCAAUUCUGGGACCGGUAGGUCAACGUGUCUCCGCAAUGCCCCAGCUUUCGCCUCUGUCUCAACCGAACGAGCUGACCAUGAACGCGAUGAAUGUGUCUCAACAGGUGCGUUCGAUCAUGUCGUCGAUCAAUUCGAACACAAUUCCGCCGGGAUCGUCAAUCAAAACAGAAGCAAGCGGGACAGUCAUCACGACAACUCCUGCUACAUCCGCUAGCACAAUUUCGACCAUCACCUUUGACACAGUGAUACCUUCACAGGGAGAUAAUAUGAGCAAGCCGGAAACAAUUGCAAGUAUUUUGAAGACCGUGUCUGGAAAGACCAUUCUGCCGGCUGCAGCGGUGGCCAAUGCGUCCAAUGCCAAUAAAUCCGAACAAGCACAGUCGGUAACUAGCAUAUCGUCCAUUCCCGGGACUAAGCUUUUGAACCAACAGUUGCAAAUUGGCCGUGUAUCUCCAGCUGUUCCGCCAAGUGGAAGUAACAUCGUGGUGGUGAAGCAAGUGCGAGCUCCUAUGCAGAAGCAGAUUAGUCAGGCACAGGCACAAAAACAGCAACUAGUGGUCAUGCAACAACAGCAAGCGUUGAAGUUUCAACAGCAGAAUCAGCAACAAUUGCAAAUGCAGCAGCACCAGCAGCAACAACAGCAAUUGCAACAACAACAAGCUGCAUCACAACAGACUGGUGUCAUAAUCCAGGGUCAAGGACGCAUUCAAACUAUAGAAAUCCCUAGAAGCACCGCAGAUAAUAGCAGUACAAGUAGCAUAGCUAGCAUAUUGAGUAGCACUUUGCAAUCGCAAACGAGGAUUGUGAAUUUCAGUGAAAUAUCGACUAACACGAGUCAACCACCUGGUCUAGUUGUGACAUCUCGGCCCGGGGUUAUAUCUACACCUGGAAGUGGAGUUUUGUUGACCAGCAGCAGUUCUGCUCCUACGCCGUCAACCGCGACUAGCAUCCUCAGCGCAACCCUAUCUCAACCGAUGCAAUCUAUGAAAAUGAGUACACCGACGAUUUCCACAUUGCUUCAAAACCAAUUGCAAGGGUCAUCAUCGUUCCGGAGAUCUAAAUCUACUGAUGAGGUGCCUGCUGGAUUUCCACGAGAGCCAGCUGGUCAAACUGUAAGCAAACGGCUUAGUCUGGAGGCUUCAAAUACCGUGAAGAGUGAACCGAUGGAUACGACGGAUGACAAUAACGUGUCAUCUACUUCUUCUGUAAGCUCAACUACGGGUCAGGCAAGUGGUUGUAAAUUCUCAACUAUGUCUACACCAUCUGGAACUAAGAUAGAGUCAGACAGUCAAAAUGUUCUGUUGAAGCAGCUUCUACAGAACACGGGUUGUACUUCGGCUCCAUCUCCUACGCCGACAUCAAUGGCCCGACCAGUUCCAAGCCUGAUAACCAAUCAACGGGCACCAAGUCUAGGCGUAGUAAGCUCUUUGGAAGCCCAACUGGCUCGACCUGUUAUACCACCGUCCACAAAUCCGCCGGCCAUUCAAAUCAUCACUACACAAGCUGUGACGAUACCUACAUCAAGCCCUGCGCCAACCACAUCCGAACCACAUAAGGUUAGUGCCACUAAGAUAGUUUCUCGGGAAACCUCAUUUGUGUCGAAACCCCAAACGGUAACGAUAUCAUCCAGCCAUCCGACACCGCAUUUGUUUGCUAAUAUGCGAGCAGCAAGUAUGAAAAAAGAGGAAAUGAUGCAAGCGGCAGCGGCCUCAGCUGCUGCAGCAUCUGCAGCUGCUUCCGGAUGUAUCACGGCACAACCCAUCACUGUUCAAAGCACGGUGAAAACUGAAUCUGGUCAAAUGACCGUCACCCAAAUUACGCAUCCCAUUGUCCAGCCACAGCAGCCUCCGCAGGCACUGCUGCAACAGCAGCUUCAGCAGCAACCACAACUUCAACCGAAUCAGCUGCCAGUAUCAUCGGCGGACAUACCCAGUAUGACAACAUAUAUCAAGCGGGAACCAACACCGGUUCAAUCAGUGCAUAUGAAGCCUCCAGAACAACAACUCCUACAAAAUUCAUCGCAACCUCAGCAAGCCCAAUCUCAGCCAAUGUCUCGAACGCCAACUCCCGUAGAGGUGAAGAAAGAGCUGCCUGAUGAAUCCGUUUCCGGUCCCUCACCGGUAUUCCCUUCUCCGGUACCGACCCCCACAGAUACAGUCAAACAGGAACUUUCUUUCACGCCAACACCAACUAAAGAGGAACCCAUGGAGCAACAAACUUCGAUGGAAGCAGCUGGUAAAACACCCGCCGAAAUAGCCCACGAAUUGAAGAAGAAGAAACGGCGAGAGUAUCAGAAAAAUCGACGACAGCAACAAAUAAACUCAAACAAAGAGCCUCACCAGACCAAGAAGAAGCCCAGAAAAUCUGCCAAACUGGAAGAGGACUACGACACCUAUAUUGACAACCUGAUGCUACAGCUUCGACAGCUGCCACCAAUGCAAAUUCUGGAACCGCUUCUUCCUCGAAACUAUGGAAUCUGUCAACUGUUUGGAACGGGUGAUCUCAGCAAAUUCACCAACACGAAAAACUAUUCAAUUGCAACCGGAGAUCUCACCGGUGUCUACGGACAUGCACAAAUCCCUAACGUUGCCGACUUUUACAACACUAAACCGUUUGGCGUAAAGAUCCCUCCGCCUGAAAUUGUGCCUCCUUCAACGCAACGUGGUUUCUACGACCAGGAGUUCCCGCCAAUAAAGUUCGAAAACGAAGAUCGCUGUCGGUACGAUUAUGUCAAGGAUCGAGACCUGGAUUCCCCCGACACCAUCGUCAGCACGUCCAGCCCCGAAUGCGUCCGCUGGGAGUCUCCAAUCCAUUUCCCUGGGUUGCGGGUCAUCAAAGAGGAAAGCAACGAAGACGAGCAGGCGAUGGUCUUCAAGCGAAUGUCCCCGAUCAUUCCGAUUGUCGCUCCCGUUCCGAUUAGGUUGAAGCGGGGUAUUUCGCUGUCGGCGGACAAAUCGUUGAGUUUGAUCGGUCCUGGUAGCAACAAGGAAAACGAAGGAAUCAAAGAACCGCUUGGUAUAAAAUCGAGAUUUGGUCCACCGACGCCGCUGAAGGACUCCAGUAAUGUGACGGUCACACUAACGUUGACAUCGUCUGCGGCGGAGGACAUCAUUGGGGUACUGCGAGAUCUUGCCAACAUUCUGGAGAUUGCGCCGCCAAUGUCGUACCAGAUUGUGGAGCGUACCACCACUCCGCCUAGUCAAAAGCUCGGUUUGUACCGAACCAAGGGUCGAGAUGGCAAAGAGGGAGCACCCAUAGACAUCCAGACAAUCCUGAAUGGAGCGGCUAAAUUUUGCAGACAUUGUGACGUGGUGAUACUGAAUACGUUGAUUACGGCGAAGCCGUCGGAAUUCCCUCUGUUGACGAAUAAUGUGAACCAGGAUCUGGAAUCGGAGGAACUAUACUUCUGCAGCAAGGCAUGCUACCGGCAGUUCCAGUGGCGUCCAACGAACAUUCUGGAAGAUAAACUGCUUGGAGCUGAUGGAAGCAAACUGCGCGAAAAUCUCGCUUCCCGAUUCGAUCUGGAUCUGGAUGAGAGCCUAAGCAUGGGAGCAUUGGACAUCAAACAGGAGCUCAACGAAGACGGCGAUGUAAGUAUGACCAGUAUGCGGUCCUCGGAUAGCAAGGACUCGUCCGUAAAUGAGCGGAAGAAAAAGUUGGACGAGGACAAGGAGAUCGGACCCCCUCCAAAGCAGUUGAAGGGCGUCAAAUACAAAUUCUUCGGAUCGAGCUGUUUCCAGAUUCAGCGCUACAAAAAGCCAACGGAGAAGGAAAUUACAGAAAUGUUGUUCCGGAUGUGCAUCACCGUGACACCCACACCCAAAAUGCCGGAUGACACGAGACGUUGCAUAUUCUGUCACACAACCGGAGACGGAGUGGCCGAUGGGCCUUCGCGGCUGCUGAACUACGACGUCGACAAGUGGGUUCACUUGAACUGUGCUCUCUGGUCCGACGGAGUCUACGAAACCGUCAAUGGCGCAUUGAUGAACUUGGAAAACGCCCUCCAGCAGAGUCUGAGCUCGGCUUGUACAUUCUGUAACAACCUUGGGGCAACCAUCAAGUGCUUCAAGACUCGUUGCGCCAAUGUAUAUCAUCUGAGUUGUGCCAUGAAGGAUAGUUGCGUGUUCUACAAGAACAAGACGACCAUGUGCCAGUCGCAUGCACCAAAGACCGAAAAGGAUUCCGAACUGACCACGCUGAGCGUCCAGCGACGCGUGUACGUCGAUCGGGACGAGAGCCGACAGGUGGCAUCGGUGAUGCACCACUCCGAGUCGAAUAACCUUCUGCGGGUGGGUAGUUUGAUCUUCUUAAGUGUCGGUCAGCUACUGCCGCAUCAGUUGCAGAACUUCCACACACCCAACUACAUCUACCCGAUUGGAUACAAAAUUAUACGUUUCUAUUGGUCGAUGCGACGUCCGAACAAACGCUGCCGUUACGUGUGCUCGAUUGCGGACGUGUGCGGUCGGCCGGAGUUCCGAGUCCUUGUUCAAGAGUCGGCGGAGGAAGACAUCGAACUGCGGGACAUCACGCCGAAGGCCGUUUGGCAGCGGAUACUGGACCCGAUGGCCAUCUUGCGGAAGGACAGCCACAUAGUGCAGCUCUUCCCCAAGUACGUUACCGGAGAGGAUCUUUUCGGCUUGACGGAACCGGCCGUGGUUCGCAUUCUGGAAAGUCUUCCCGGCAUUGAAACGUUGACGGACUAUCGGUUCAAGUACGGUCGCAAUCCGCUGCUGGAACUGCCCUUGGCGAUCAACCCUUCCGGAGCCGCUCGGACGGAACCAAAGUUGAAACAUUCGCUGACGUGGAAGAAACCGCACACGCAACGCACUGGGUCCGUUACUCAGCGACCGACUUUCGUUCCAACGAGCUCGCCGGCCGGCGAGGUUGCCUGUCCCUACAGCAAACAGUUUGUACAUUCCAAGAGUUCGCAGUAUAAGAAGAUGAAGCUAGAAUGGCGCAACAAUGUCUUCCUGGCGCGGUCAAAAAUCCAAGGGUUGGGUCUGUAUGCCGCCAGAGAUCUGGAGAAGCACACAAUGGUGAUUGAGUACAUCGGAGAGGUUAUUCGUACGGAGGUUUCGGAGUUGCGAGAAAAGCAGUACGAAGCAAGGAAUCGUGGCAUCUACAUGUUCCGCCUGGACGAGGACCGCGUGGUCGAUGCGACACUGUCCGGCGGUUUGGCCCGCUACAUCAACCAUUCGUGUAACCCGAACUGCGUCACGGAGACCGUGGAGGUCGAGCGAGAACUGCGCAUCAUCAUUUUCGCCAAGCGGCGGAUUAACCGCGGUGAAGAGUUGUCCUACGACUACAAGUUCGACAUCGAGGACGAUGCGCACAAGAUUUCCUGCAUGUGCGGUGCGCCCAAUUGCAAAAAAUGGAUGAACUAAGGGGUCGUAAGUUGUGUACUAUUAUUUGUUUAAAUUAUUCUUUAAUUGUGGAGCUUGUUCAGAAGCUCCGAUUUAGUUGUAUAGUUGUUUAGUACUCUCAAUGUUUUUUUUUUAUUAGGUUAGUCGUAUUUAGGAACAAAAGUCAGUUUUUCACAGACACCUACAACAGCUAUGAUAUGACACAAAUAAGAUAACAAGUCGAGCUAGUCUUAAGGGAAAAGAUGUAGAUCAUGAGUAUGUGUUUAAUACAAUAUGUGUAAUUAGAGUUGAUUCAAUAGUUUUUAUCACGACGAUCGGUUACAUUGUAGCCGUUCUGUUUUCAAUUAUUUUUUCUCCUGUCAGUGAGAUUGUAGCAGAAUUGUCCCUCAUUAAAAAGGAAGUAGUUUGCUUUAGCUAGAAGCACUUUCGAACUAGACAUACACGGGAGGGUGAACCCAAGCCUGGAUCAAAUCAAAUAGGUUUUGUAGAUCAUUAAGUAGCAAAGGAAAAGUGUACAUCAACACUAGUAAAGUAGGUAGACAGAGUUUAUUUCAAAUUCAAAAUAAAAAAUCGACAAAAACACGGAUGAAAUCUGGGAUUAAGGCAAAACAAGUUAUUAGGAAGUAGGUAUACAACUAGCAUAGUAAGACUCACAAAAAGUACUUGAUAAACAAUAAUGAACAACACAACCCUAGCCUUAGGGAAAUCAAAGAAAUAAGAAAACAACAAACCUAGAAUCACCUCCAACAGUGGACUCACACAGAACCCACACAUCCAUAUAUUUUCAGACGAUUGUUUUGCAAUAUAUAUUUUGUAUACACUAAAUCAUAAAUGUUAAAAACUAGAUGCAAAUCUCUUCUCAGUUGAUUGAGAACGAAUGGAACGCCGGGGUAGCAGUGCUAUCAUCGGGCAACGGAGGGAAGAUGUAAUUAUUAUUAUUAUUGAUUGUCCCGAACCGCAUACCGGUAUCGGACAUUAGGCAUAGAAGUGGUGAUGCAAGUGUGUAGCAAUAGAAAAAGCACCUCUGUGUUGAUAUAAAAAAAAACGCGAAAGAAAUCACAGCUAGAAAGCUUAACGUAUACAGACAUUUGUAACAUAUAAGCUUAGCAAUGGCACGGCGAAAUAGAAAACUUGAAACAUUA